AUGAUAAAACCCGAUUCUCCUUGCAAUAGAAUAAUAAUCAAAGUGAGUUUUAGCCAUGCGGAUUCCCAAAAUAUCUCAUAUUUUGUGAAUAAUUCAAAUACUCAAAAAAAUGUCAUUUAUUUAUUUUUAGAUGGAGACUACUACAGAAUUCGUUGACACAACCGAUCAUUCAAUUUAUGGUCUUGUUGUUUUUCUGGUUAUUUUGAUAUUUUUCGCAUCACUUACUACUGGUUUGAUUUUAUGUCUUCUCAAAAUUUGGUGCUCUUUUCAUCAACAAAGAAGAAAUUCAGUCGCUUCACAGGUAAACUUUUUUUUCAAAAAUGUUAACAAGAUGAGGAAGAGCAUCUAGAACAAAUUUCUAAAUUCAUCCAAUUACGAAUAAUGCGAUUUAGUUUCAAGAUAUGUAUUUCUUCUCACAUUCAAAAAGAAAAGUGUAGUUUUGGCUAUUUUUGAAAAACUAUGUAUAUUUUUUUGAAUUAAUUAGUUAAAUAUAAAAAUAAUCAUGACUAAAACUUUCCUGAAUCGGGUUUGUAGAACUUCAAAAGUUAUUUGGAGUAAUGUGGUUGAGUAAGUUCCUAAAUGCAUAAACUUUUCAGGAAACUGAAAAACACGUUCUGUUAUUUUUUUUAAAGUUAUUCCAAGCCCAAUCUUCAAUCACGUAUUUGCCCAAAUUCUAUUGAGGUCUGAAAAAAACGAACUUUCGAAUAUGACGUUUUUGUUAGGAUGUUCAAUCAACAACAAAAAAUCCUAUUCUUCCAGUUCGCCUCUUUUCUUUCUCUCAUCAACAACAUUUUUCCAGAGAAUCCGAAGAUCAAUAGUUCGUGGCUCUCCAAACUUUGACAGCGACAGUGAUGAAGAAUCAGAUGUUCAAAAUACUUUAUCAAAACGAAGAUUUUGUAAGUGCUAAUGAAAGCUUUCUUGAAAAUCAUUGAAUUUUCAGCGCAACGAUUAAUGAGUUAUGUCACAAAAACGCUGGAUAAACGAGACAGUGUGAAAAGUUCGAAGAAAAGUAAUGUGGAUCAACCACAGAUUCAUGGCCGAACUGGAUCUUCGAGUAGUAGCCGACGAGUUCCAGAAAUUAAUAUUGAUCCGGUAAUUUCUGAGAUACAAAAGAAAUUACUGAAAGAUAACUGAAGUUUUUGUAGACAUCUGAUGCGAUGGAAUCAAUGCUGAAAGGACUUCAAGGAGUUCCACCACCUGUACGCCGACCAAUUUUGGAUGAAAAUGAUCCAACCAAUGUUAUUGAUGUUUGA
Molecule: messenger RNA, 1253 nt
Organism: Caenorhabditis angaria
Lineage: Eukaryota; Metazoa; Nematoda; Chromadorea; Rhabditida; Rhabditidae
Source: the annotation of a GenBank genome assembly